ACGACCUACCAGUGCAUUCAUCGGGACGUCAAACCGGAAAACAUAUUACUCACGAAAGACUGUGUCGUCAAACUAUGCGACUUUGGGUUCGCCCGUACUCUAAGCCCGGGCGAGAACUACACGGACUACGUGGCCACGCGUUGGUAUAGAGCACCCGAACUACUGGUAGGCGAUACCCAAUACGGACCCGCAGUAGACGUGUGGGCCAUAGGCUGCGUAAAUGCCGAACUGAUGAGGGGUGAGGCCCUAUGGCCGGGCAAGUCAGACGUGGAUCAGCUGUAUUUGAUUAGGAAAACUAUGGGCGACCUAUUGCCCAGACAUAUGACGGUGUUUAAGGGAAAUGAGUUCUUCGCUGGGGUUACGCUUCCGGAGCCCGAGACUCAGGAGCCCCUGGAGUCCAAGAUACCCAAGAAUAUCGAGGAGUCGGGUAUGGAUUUUCUGCGUAAAUGUCUCGAUAAGGACCCCCAGAAGAGGCCGGUAUGCGAACAACUUCUAAGACAUCAGUACUUUAUUAAUGUGAAGAUACCGGAGCUCGAGACCGAUAAUGUCAAUGAGACUAAGUUUCGACAGCGAUCUAAAUACGGACAGUCAAUACUACCGACGCUGACAGGUAAAAGCGGAACCCCUGACAUCCGGUCCGUGCAGUUGCACUCGCGAUACGUCAACAACCGGGCGGCGGGUGUGGGCCCACCCAUACACCACCAGAGCUCACUCGACCGCAACGACAACUUCGGACCACUCAUACGGACCACACGUUUCGAUCAUUUGCCGAAUAUAUGAGUCAACCAAAUGUGCAAAUCCUUUACAAAACAUGUUUAUAAUUAUGUAAUACUUUUGAUUCGUUUUGAAUCAUUCAAACACAC
Oppiella nova is the source of this 863-nucleotide messenger RNA. Lineage: Eukaryota; Metazoa; Arthropoda; Arachnida; Sarcoptiformes; Oppiidae. The record is from the annotation of a GenBank genome assembly.